CGCGCGGGGCGGCCGAAGGUUGGUGGUUGGUGGGAAGCCGCGAGCGACGAGCCGGGAGACGCUCGUACGCGUGUCGGAGGGCGUGCGCGCUCCGCGACCGGAAUCGGCCUGGAGCGGUUCUAAGAUGAGAUGGGCUUCUCCAACAUGGAAGACGAUGGCCCGGAGGAAGAGGAGCACGUGGCCGAGCCGUGGCCCAAUUUCAACACGCCUCAAGCCCUACGGUUUGAGGAACCUCUGGCCAACAAGUUGAACAAACAAUAUCGAACAGUGAAGGAGCUCCUUGAACAGCUGAAGAUGAAGAAAUCCUCAGCUAAGCAGCCACAGGAGGUAGAGAGGGCUAAGCCUCGCCCCGAGAAGGUUCCUCAGACUCUGAUUCUAGAUGCAGCCCAGAGGAAGAGACUGCAGCAUCAGAUGCAGCAGCAUGUUCAGCUCUUGACGCAAAUCCACCUUCUUGCCGCCUCCAACGUCAGUCUCAGCUCGGAAGCUAAUACCACCAAGAUAUUUCUUAAAGAGCUGGGAGUCUUUGCCCAGAGUUCCAUCGCCCUUCACCAGCCGCUGAACCCCACGUUUCACACGUUGUUCCAACCGUGUAACUUGAUGGGAGCUAUGCAGCUCAUUGAUGACUUCAGCACAUAUGUCAGCAUCGACUGCAGUCCUCGCAAAACUGUCAAGAAGCCUGCCUCUGAAUUUCCCUGUUUGCCUAAGCAAGUGGCUUGGAUCCUGGCCACCAGCAAGGUUUUCAUGUAUCCGGAGCUCCUGCCAGUGUGUUCCCUGAAGGCAAAGAAUCCCACGCAUAAGGUGACCUUCACCAAGGCCGAGGACAAUCUGCUAGCUUUAGGACUCAAGCAUUUCGAGGGGACUGAGUUUCCUAAGCCGCUGAUCAGCAAGUACCUCCUGCCCUGCAAGAGUGCCCACCAGCUGACCGUGAGGAUCAAGAAUCUCAGCAUGAACCGAGCCCCUGACAACAUCAUUAAAUUUUAUAAGAAGACAAAGCAGCUGCCUGUGUUACUGAAAUGCUGUGAAGAGAUCCAGCCCCAUCAGUGGAAACCACCUGUAGAGCGUGAAGAACACCGCCUCCCCUUCUGGCUAAAGGCCAGUCUGCCUUCUAUCCAGGAGGAACUGCGCCACAUGGCUGGUGGUGCGAGAGAGGAAGCACAUGUGACCGGAACCCCUGAGAUCAGUGCAGAGCAAGGAGUGGACAAAGGUGGAGCAGAGAUGGGCAGAGAAACCCAAUACCCAUUGCUGUUGCCCAAAGGUGUAGUUCUGAACCUGAAGCCAGUUGCCAACAAGUUUUCCAGGAAGGCUUGGAGACAGAAGCGAUCGUCAGUGCUGCAGCCCCUCUUGAUCCAGCCUAACCCAUCUCUUCAGCCCAGCUUGAACCUCGGGAAAACUCCAGCUCGGUCAACUCAGUCAGAAGCUCCUCCCAGCAAAAUGUUCAGGAUUCCUCAGCUGAUCCAGCCAGCCAUUGGCACUCCUUCAGUUCCAAUUGUCCCUCCGCUGGGUGUUGGUGUGGCUGAUCCAUUUGAAUCCCCAGUAUCAUUAACUACUGUGUCCCCUGCAGUCAGGCCCGGCUUCCCCUUAUCUGAUUCCCAGACCCUGAUCUCACCAGCCCCUGCACCCAAGGCAGCAGUUCCUAUUGUUGACCCAAGUAUUUUUCGAAAGCCAUGUGCUAGAUGGAACCCCUCAAGGAGAAAGGGGUCCAAGGCUUCCCCCUGCCUGAAGACCGCCCCCCUCAUCCCGUCUGCACCUGUCAUCUUCACUGUUCCUGCCACCACUGUGAAGGUUGUGAGCCUCGGCAGUGGCUGCAACGUGAUCCAGCCUGUCAAUGCUGCUGUGGCCCAGAGCCCUCAGACCAUUCCCAUCACCACCCUCUUGGUGAACCCCACGCCUUUCCCUUGUCCGCUGAACCAGCCCCUUGUGGCUUCCUCCAUCCCGCCGUUAAUAGUUUCUGGCAACUCUGUGAAUCUUCCUGUACCCUCCGCCCCUGAGGUUGAGACCCCAGGGAGUGUGGACAUUGCCUGUCCCUUGGUUGAAGGGCAGAGUGCCUUUCAAAGCCCAGUGCCCAAGCUGGAGCAGCAGGACCAAUCUCCUGUGUGUGCCUCUGUCUUCCCAAAAGAGGAGCACAGUCCAGGCCCUCCAGCAGCAAAUAGAAAAAGCCAGGAAGGUUUGUCAGAGAACUGUGCCUAUUGGACUAUUGUGAAAACAGAGGAGGGGACGCAAAUGCUGGAGCCUCCUCCUUCUCGCAUCCAGGGACAUCUGAGCUGUGGCCCUGGAGCUCUAGAGGAAAUGGUCAAGUUGGAACCUGAGGAUGCUGGGGAGGAAGUCUCCCAUAGAGCUCCUGCACAGGACAUUAGUGAUGGAAUCAAAGAAGAACGCUGCGUGGAAAUGGACACUGGCUCUGCAAGUGAGGAGUUGAGUAGUGGUAGGGCUGUGACCAGGCCCAGUGCCUUAUGGUCUGAGGAGCCUACCAGCUAAAAGUGCAUCAGGCUGUUUACCAUUUGACAUGGGAACUCAGGA
Ochotona princeps (American pika) is the source of this 2517-nucleotide messenger RNA. RefSeq names its product YY1 associated protein 1 (gene YY1AP1). Gene Ontology annotation, cellular component: nucleus. Bases 130 to 2475 code for a protein of 781 amino acids. NCBI's taxonomy places the organism in Eukaryota, Metazoa, Chordata, Mammalia, Lagomorpha, Ochotonidae. The transcript is spliced from 9 exons. Gene Ontology annotation, biological process: regulation of DNA-templated transcription. The record is from RefSeq and is a predicted model, not a curated record. Gene Ontology annotation, molecular function: transcription coregulator activity.